Rasamsonia emersonii CBS 393.64 is the source of this 1710-nucleotide messenger RNA. Its product is annotated as Sphinganine-1-phosphate aldolase. Gene Ontology annotation, molecular function: pyridoxal phosphate binding; sphinganine-1-phosphate aldolase activity. The transcript is spliced from 4 exons. Gene Ontology annotation, cellular component: endoplasmic reticulum. The coding region runs from base 1 to 1710 and encodes 569 amino acids. Gene Ontology annotation, biological process: sphingolipid catabolic process; carboxylic acid metabolic process. The record is from RefSeq and is a predicted model, not a curated record. Lineage: Eukaryota; Fungi; Ascomycota; Eurotiomycetes; Eurotiales; Trichocomaceae.
AUGGCGUCCUCUGUUGUGCCUGCAUCUUGGCAGAACAAAUUGGGAGGCUCCAGCAAGAAUCUGCCGAAUGCACUGAACCUGGACUUGGUUCGAAACAUCGUAUUCCUCCUCUUCAUCCUGCGAUGUUCACGUAAGACCUUCUACUCGUUGCGCGGCUACGGCAUCAUUGGCAGCAUUCGUAACAUCUACGCUGCCAUCCGCCUCUGGUUGUUCUCGAUGGUCCUGCGCGCUCCUGUUGUCCGCAGCCAGGUAGACAAGCAAGUCGUGACGGCUCUCAGCAAACUCGAAGACAAGCUCGUUCCGAAGGGUCCUGAGGUUACCAAGUAUUUGACUCUUCCAAAGGAAGGAUGGACGCCAGAACAGAUUCGCACCGAGCUCGACAAGCUGGCUAGUAUGGAACACACGAGGUGGGAAGAUGGACGUGUCAGCGGUGCUGUAUACCACGGAGGCGAGGACCUGCUAAAGAUACAGACGGAGGCCUUUGGAAAAUUCGGCGUUGCUAAUCCCAUCCAUCCGGAUGUCUUCCCUGGCGUGCGAAAGAUGGAGGCUGAAAUCGUUGCUAUGGUCCUCGCGUUGUUCAAUGGUCCCCCGGAUGGGGCUGGGGUGACCACGAGUGGUGGUACGGAAUCAAUCAUUAUGGCCUGUUUCGCAGCGCGCCAGAAGGCUUACGCUGAGCGCGGUGUAACGGAGCCAGAAAUGAUCAUUCCUGAUACCGCGCAUGCUGCUUUCUAUAAAGCUUCCCAGUACUUUGGUAUCAAGCUUCAUCGUGUGCCAUGCCCGGCACCAGAAUACAAGGUUCAUAUUCCCUCCGUUCGUCGUCUGAUUAAUCGAAAUACUGUCUUGUUGGUCGGUUCCGCACCCAACUUUCCGCAUGGUAUCGUUGAUGAUAUCCCGGCUCUGUCCCGGCUGGCAGUCACUUACAAGAUUCCCCUUCACGUCGACUGCUGCCUGGGGUCUUUUGUCAUUGCUUUCCUCAAGAAAGCGGGUUAUCCGUCUCCGUAUGAAGAUGAGGGAGGGUUCGACUUCCGCCUCCCGGGUGUGACCAGCAUCAGUGUAGAUACCCACAAGUAUGGCUUUGCACCAAAGGGCAACUCCGUCCUUCUGUAUCGCAAUCGAUUGUACCGAAGCUACCAAUACUUCAUCUACCCAGAUUGGUCCGGUGGCGUCUAUGCAUCGCCUUCAGUCGCCGGGUCGCGGCCGGGCUCUUUGAUUGCCGGAUGCUGGGCCAGUCUGAUGAGUGUGGGAGAAUCCGGCUACAUCUCCAGCUGCCAUGAAAUCGUUGGCGCCGCCAAAAAGUUCGAAUCCUCAAUCCGUGAAGACCCAUUGCUGUCAGCAAAUCUUGAGGUUAUUGGACAUCCAAUGGUCAGCGUGGUUGCCUUUGCCAGCAAGAACGGAGGCAUUGAUACAUAUGACAUUGCCGACGCGAUGUCGGCUCGAGGGUGGCAUCUAAAUGCUCUCCAAUCACCUCCUGCCAUUCACUGUGCAUUCACGAAACCCACUGCUGCUGCAGUGGAUAAGCUCACUAGCGAUCUGAUUGAAGUGGUUGGGGAGGAGCUGCAAAAGGCAGAGGAGAGACAGGCACAAGGCAAAUCAUUCCUGCGACAGCGUGGCGACACCGCCGCAUUGUACGGCAUAGCCGGAAGCUUACCUGACAAGAGUAUUGUCAGUCGAUUGGCAGAAGGUUUCCUGGACACGCUUUACAAAGCAUGA